AUGCCUCUUAUUCGUUUAGGAGAUACCACUGAAUCUGUGAUUUCAUCCUCCUAUUCAAGUGAACUAUCAUUAAAUAGUGGAAUAUUUUAUCGACUCAAUGAUGAUAUAGAUAAUUACUACUACUAUCAGGCUAUUCAAGUCCAUGUGCCUGUAUCUGGCACUUACAUUUUUACAAGCGACAGUAGUCUCGACACUAUAGGCUUUUUCUACGAUACUAAUUUUGAUCCAUCCGUUCCGACUAAAAAUUUGGUGACUAAUGAUGAUGAUGGCGGCGACAUCAGUUUACAAUUUCUUGUUGAAGUUUUCCUCGAAGCUGAACAUCCGUACAUUCUGGUUGUAACAACGCACGGAGACGCUGAAACGGGAAGCUUUUCAAUAUCGGCCAGUGGUCCUGCUGCUGUGGAUUUUUUGUCGAUCACACCAACAACGAGUCAACCAAUGAUAAUGCCAUCUAUUGUACCUACGAUUUCGUCGUCUUAUUCCAGUUCACUUUCGACAAGUAGUGGGAUAUUUCAACGAGUCUAUGGUGAUUCAGAGUACUUUUACUACUAUCAGGCUAUUCAAGUCACAGUACCAACAUCGGGUACCUACACGUUCACGAGUGACAGUGAUCUUGAUACUAUGGGCUAUUUUUAUGAUCCUUCUUUUGAUCCAUCCGUUCCGACCGAGAAUUUGGUGACUGAUGAUGAUGAUGGUGGCGACAUCCAUGCACAAUUUCUUAUUGAAGCUUUUCUCGAAGCUGGACGCACCUACAUUUUGGUUGUCACAACGCAUGGAGAAUCACUAACGGGAAGUUUCUCGGUAUCAGCGAGUGGUCCUGACUCCGUUAAUUUUUUAUCCAUCACACCGACAACCAGUCAACCAAUAACAACGCGUGAGUUCGUCAAUAAUACAUUCCCUGCGAGUGAUAUUUAUGCAGUCGGUGGUACUUUGCGAGGUCAAAUGCCUGCAUUUCUUUUCUUCAAAUAAUUUACUUAUAGUCAGAGAGGAGAUUCCUGGUUCACUUUUUUGUCUAAUUCGUUGCAUUUUUUACAAAAUUGUACCAUAAUGAAGAAAGAGGAAACAAGAAGAAGAACGAGCAAAGAGAGUCCAAAGGCUAGAGACAUCUCAUUUCAUAGAAAGAAAAUCAUUGUGGGUUUAUUCUUGACAAGAGUCAUUUUAACUGAAUUUAACAGCAAUUUGUUUGAUUUAUUUUAGCAUUAACUGAACCUUCUUUUGUGUCAUCAUACUCAGGUUCACUUUCGUCUAGUAGUGGAAUAUUUCAACGAGUCUCGGGUGAUUCCGAGUAUUUCUACUACUAUCAGGCUAUUCAAGUCACAGUACCAACAUCGGGUACCUACACGUUCACGAGUGACAGUGAUCUUGAUACUAUGGGCUAUUUUUAUGAUCCUUCUUUUGAUCCAUCCGUUCCGA
Messenger RNA from Rotaria sp. Silwood2, 1413 nucleotides. Lineage: Eukaryota; Metazoa; Rotifera; Eurotatoria; Philodinida; Philodinidae. The record is from the annotation of a GenBank genome assembly.